UUCGCAGAGGUUGUAUUUAGAUUCAACAGUUCAGAGCGGCGGGGCUGCUGCUAUCGCCUCUCCGAAGAGCUCGUCGGGCUCCCAGGAGACGGUGGUCCCCGUGCCCGUCUGGAUGCGGCUCUGAGUCUCCGUGUGUCUUUCUGCUUGUUGCUGUGUGCCGGUGUUCGGCCGCGAUCACGUUUGUGUGUCUUCUGUCUGUUUGAACUUCAGGAUGGCUCGCUUCGGGGAGGCGGUGGUCGGCAGGCCUGAGUCGGGCGAUGGAGACUCGGAUCAGAGCAGGAACCGGCAAGGAACACCCGUGCCGGCCUCGGGGCCAGCGGCCGCCUACAAGCAGUCGAAAGCGCAGAGGGCGCGGACUAUGGCUUUGUACAACCCCAUUCCCGUCCGGCAGAACUGUUUCACCGUCAACAGAUCCCUGUUCAUCUUUGGAGAAGAUAAUAUUGUCAGGAAAUACGCCAAGAAGCUCAUCGAUUGGCCGCCAUUCGAGUACAUGAUCUUGGCCACCAUCAUUGCCAACUGCAUCGUCUUGGCCCUGGAGCAGCACCUGCCCGAGGACGACAAGACCCCGAUGUCCCGCCGGCUGGAGAAAACAGAACCAUAUUUCAUUGGGAUCUUUUGCUUUGAAGCUGGGAUCAAAAUUGUGGCCCUGGGGUUCAUCUUCCAUAAGGGCUCGUACCUCCGCAAUGGCUGGAAUGUCAUGGACUUCAUCGUGGUCCUCAGUGGCAUCCUGGCCACUGCGGGGACCCACUUCAACACACACGUGGACCUGAGGACCCUCCGGGCCGUGCGUGUCCUGAGGCCCCUGAAGCUUGUGUCAGGGAUACCCAGCCUGCAGAUUGUGCUGAAAUCCAUCAUGAAGGCCAUGGUGCCUCUGCUCCAGAUCGGCCUUCUGCUCUUCUUUGCUAUCCUGAUGUUUGCCAUCAUUGGCUUGGAGUUCUACAGUGGGAAGCUACACCGGGCAUGCUUCAUGAACAAUUCAGGUAUUCUAGAAGGAUUUGACCCCCCUCAUCCAUGUGGCGUGCAGGGCUGCCCAGCUGGCUACGAGUGCAGGGACUGGAUCGGCCCCAAUGACGGGAUCACCCAGUUUGAUAACAUCCUUUUUGCUGUGCUGACCGUCUUCCAGUGCAUCACCAUGGAAGGGUGGACCACCGUGCUGUACAAUACCAAUGAUGCCUUAGGAGCCACCUGGAAUUGGCUGUACUUCAUCCCCCUCAUCAUCAUUGGAUCCUUCUUUGUUCUCAACCUAGUCCUGGGAGUGCUUUCCGGGGAAUUUGCCAAAGAGAGAGAGAGAGUAGAGAACCGAAGAGCUUUUAUGAAACUGCGGCGUCAGCAACAGAUCGAGCGGGAAUUGAAUGGCUACCGUGCCUGGAUAGACAAAGCAGAGGAAGUCAUGCUUGCUGAAGAAAACAAAAAUGCUGGAACCUCAGCCUUAGAAGUGCUUCGAAGGGCAACGAUCAAAAGAAGCCGGACCGAGGCCAUGACCCGAGAUUCCAGUGAUGAACACUGCGUUGAUAUCUCUUCCGUGGGCACGCCUCUUGCCCGAGCAAGUAUCAAAAGUACGAAAGUGGACGGGGCCUCCUAUUUCCGGCACAAGGAGAGGCUUCUGCGCAUCUCUAUUCGCCACAUGGUGAAGUCCCAGGUGUUUUACUGGAUCGUGCUGAGCCUUGUAGCUCUCAAUACGGCCUGUGUGGCCAUCGUCCAUCACAACCAGCCCCAGUGGCUCACCCACCUCCUCUACUAUGCAGAAUUUUUAUUUCUGGGGCUCUUCCUCUUGGAGAUGUCCCUGAAGAUGUAUGGCAUGGGGCCUCGCCUUUAUUUUCACUCUCAUUCAACUGCUUUGAUUUUUGGGGUCACUGUGGGCAGCAUCUUUGAAGUGAUCUGGGCAAUCUUCAGACCUGGGACAUCUUUUGGAAUCAGUGUCUUGCGAGCUCUCCGGCUUCUAAGAAUAUUUAAAGUAACCAAGUAUUGGGCAUCCUUACGGAAUCUGGUGGUCUCCCUGAUGAGUUCCAUGAAGUCUAUCAUCAGUUUGCUCUUCCUCCUCUUCCUCUUCAUUGUUGUCUUUGCUCUCCUAGGAAUGCAGCUGUUUGGAGGCAGGUUUAACUUUAAUGAUGGGACUCCUUCCGCAAAUUUUGACACCUUCCCGGCAGCCAUCAUGACCGUAUUCCAGAUCCUGACAGGCGAGGACUGGAAUGAGGUGAUGUACAAUGGGAUCCGCUCCCAGGGUGGGGUCAGCUCAGGCAUGUGGUCAGCCAUCUACUUCAUUGUACUCACCUUAUUUGGAAACUACACGCUGCUGAAUGUGUUCUUGGCCAUUGCUGUGGACAAUCUGGCCAAUGCUCAGGAGCUGACCAAGGAUGAGCAGGAGGAAGAGGAGGCCUUCAACCAGAAACACGCACUGCAGAAGGCCAAGGAGGUCAGCCCGAUGUCCGCACCCAACAUGCCUUCUAUCGAAAGAGACAGAAGGAGAAGACACCACAUGUCGAUGUGGGAGCCACGCAGCAGCCACCUGAGAGAGCGGAGGCGCCGACACCACAUGUCGGUGUGGGAGCAGCGGACGAGCCAGCUGCGCAGGCACAUGCAGAUGUCCAGCCAGGAGGCCCUCAACAAAGAGGAGGCCCCGCCAAUGAACCCCCUCAACCCCCUCAAUCCACUGAGCCCCCUUAACCCGCUCAAUGCCCACCCCAGCCUCUACCGGAGACCCCGACCCAUCGAGGGCCUGGGCUUGGGCCUGGGCCUGGAGAAGUGCGAGGAGGAGCGCAUCAGCCGCGGGGGGUCCCUCAAGGGGGACGGAGGGGACCUGCCAAGCAUCCUGGACAACCAAAGGAGCUCCUUGACCCUGGGCAAACGGGAGCCACUGUGGCUGGCCAGGCCCUGUCAUGGGAACUGUGACCCAACCCAGCAGGAGGCUGGGGGAGGGGAGACUGUGGUGACCUUUGAGGACCGGGCCAGGCACAGGCAGAGCCAGCGGCGCAGCCGGCACCGCCGCGUCAGGACGGAAGGCAAGGAGUCGGCCUCGGCCUCCCGGAGCAGGUCCGUCAGCCAGGAGCGGGCUCUGGACGAAGAUGUGCCCGCCCAGGGGGAGAAGGACCGGGAGCCCCGGGGCGGCCGCGGGGGCAAGGAGGCAGCAAUCCAAGAAGAAGAGAGAGCUCAGGAUUUAAGGAGAACUAACAGUCUGAUGGUGCCCAGAGGCUCCGGGCUGGCAGGAGCCAUCGAUGAGGCUGACACCCCUCUAGUCCUGCCUCAUCCAGAGCUGGAAGUGGGGAAGGAUGCGGCGCUGACAGAGCAGGAGCCGGCAGGCAGCAGUGAGCAAGCCCUGCUGGGGGACGUGCAGCUCGAUGUAGGCCGGGCCAUCAGCCAGAGUGAGCCAGACCUCUCCUGCAUCACAGCCAACACGGACAAGGCCACCGAGAGCACCAGCGUCACUGUGGCCAUCCCUGACGUGGGCCCCUUGGUGGAUUCGACGGUGGUGCACAUCAGCAACAAGACUGAUGGAGAAGCCAGUCCUCUGAAGGAGGCAGAGAUCAAAGAGGAUGAGGAAGAGGUAGAGAAGAAGCAAAAGAAGGAAAAACGUGAGACGGGCAAAGCCAUGGUGCCCCACAGCUCCAUGUUCAUCUUCAGCACCACCAACCCGAUUCGGAGGGCCUGCCACUACAUCGUGAACCUGCGCUACUUUGAGAUGUGCAUCCUCCUGGUGAUUGCAGCCAGCAGCAUUGCCCUGGCGGCUGAGGACCCUGUCCUGACCAACUCUGAGCGCAACAAAGUCCUGAGGUAUUUUGACUAUGUUUUCACUGGCGUGUUCACCUUCGAGAUGGUUAUAAAGAUGAUAGAUCAGGGCUUGAUCCUGCAGGAUGGGUCCUACUUCCGAGACCUGUGGAACAUCCUGGACUUUGUGGUGGUGGUUGGCGCAUUGGUGGCUUUUGCUUUGGCAAAUGCUUUGGGGACCAACAAGGGACGGGACAUCAAAACCAUCAAGUCACUGCGGGUUCUCCGAGUUCUGAGGCCUUUGAAGACCAUCAAGCGGUUGCCCAAGCUCAAGGCUGUCUUCGACUGUGUGGUGACCUCCUUGAAGAACGUCUUCAACAUACUCAUCGUCUACAAGCUCUUCAUGUUCAUCUUUGCUGUCAUCGCGGUUCAGCUCUUCAAAGGAAAGUUCUUUUAUUGCACGGACAGUUCCAAGGACACAGAGAAGGAGUGCAUAGGCAACUACGUAGAUCAUGAGAAAAACAAGAUGGAAGUGAAGGGCCGGGAAUGGAAACGCCAUGAAUUCCACUACGACAACAUCAUCUGGGCUCUGCUGACCCUCUUCACCGUCUCCACAGGGGAAGGAUGGCCUCAAGUUUUGCAGCAUUCUGUAGAUGUAACGGAGGAAGACCGAGGCCCAAGCCGCAGCAACCGCAUGGAGAUGUCUAUCUUUUACGUGGUCUACUUUGUGGUCUUCCCUUUCUUCUUUGUCAAUAUCUUUGUGGCCCUUAUCAUCAUCACCUUCCAGGAGCAAGGAGACAAGAUGAUGGAGGAGUGCAGCCUGGAGAAGAAUGAGAGGGCAUGCAUUGACUUCGCCAUCAGUGCCAAACCGCUCACCCGCUACAUGCCGCAGAACAGGCACACCUUCCAGUACCGCGUGUGGCACUUUGUGGUGUCUCCGUCCUUUGAGUACACCAUCAUGGCCAUGAUCGCCCUGAACACUGUCGUGCUCAUGAUGAAGUACUACUCUGCUCCCUGUACCUAUGAACUGGCUCUGAAGUACCUGAAUAUCGCCUUCACCAUGGUGUUUUCCCUGGAAUGUGUCUUAAAAAUCAUCGCUUUUGGCUUCUUGAACUAUUUCCGAGACACCUGGAAUAUCUUUGACUUCAUCACCGUGAUUGGAAGCAUCACAGAAAUUAUCCUGACAGACAGCAAGCUGGUGAACACCAGUGGCUUCAAUAUGAGCUUUCUGAAGCUCUUCCGAGCUGCCCGCCUCAUAAAGCUCCUGCGGCAGGGCUACACCAUACGUAUUUUACUCUGGACCUUCGUGCAGUCCUUUAAGGCCCUCCCCUAUGUCUGCCUUUUGAUUGCCAUGCUUUUCUUCAUUUAUGCCAUCAUUGGGAUGCAGGUAUUUGGAAACAUAAAACUAGAUGAGGAGAGUCACAUCAAUCGGCAUAACAACUUCCGAAGUUUCUUUGGGUCCCUCAUGCUGCUGUUCAGGAGCGCAACAGGUGAGGCCUGGCAGGAGAUCAUGCUGUCGUGCCUCGGGGAGAAAGGCUGUGAGCCGGACACCACAGCGCCAUCAGGCCAGAGCGAGAACGAACGCUGCGGCACCGACCUGGCGUACGUUUACUUUGUCUCCUUCAUCUUCUUCUGCUCCUUCUUGAUGCUUAACCUGUUCGUGGCCGUCAUCAUGGACAACUUUGAGUACUUGACUCGGGACUCUUCUAUCCUGGGGCCUCACCACCUGGACGAGUUUGUCCGUGUCUGGGCAGAAUAUGACCGAGCUGCAUGUGGCCGCAUCCAUUACACUGAGAUGUAUGAAAUGCUGACUCUCAUGUCACCACCGCUAGGCCUCGGCAAGAGAUGUCCCUCCAAAGUGGCAUAUAAGAGACUGGUGCUGAUGAAUAUGCCAGUAGCUGAGGACAUGACAGUCCACUUCACCUCCACGCUUAUGGCUCUGAUCCGCACUGCUCUGGACAUUAAAAUUGCAAAAGGUGGUGCAGACAGGCAGCAGCUAGACUCGGAGCUACAAAAGGAGACCCUGGCCAUCUGGCCUCACCUGUCCCAGAAGAUGCUGGAUCUGCUUGUACCCAUGCCCAAAGCCUCUGACCUGACUGUGGGCAAAAUCUAUGCAGCAAUGAUGAUCAUGGACUACUAUAAACAGAGUAAGGUGAAGAAGCAGAGACAGCAGCUGGAGGAGCAGAAAAAUGCGCCCAUGUUCCAGCGCAUGGAGCCCUCGUCUCUGCCCCAGGAAAUCAUUGCUAAUGCCAAAGCCCUGCCCUACCUCCAGCAGGACACCGUGUCAGGCCUGAGUGGUCGGAGUGGAUACCCUUCAAUGAGUCCACUCUCCCCUCAGGAAAUAUUCCAGUUGGCUUGUAUGGACCCAGCCGAUGACGGACAGUUCCAGGAACAGCAAUCUCUGGAGCCAGAGGUUAGUGAAUUAAAAAGCGUGCAGUCCUCUAGCCAUGGCAUCUACCUUCCUUCGGACACCCAGGAGCAUGCGGGAUCUGGGAGGGCAUCCUCUAUGCCACGCCUGACCGUGGAUCCCCAGGUGGUGACCGACUCUAGCUCCAUGAGACGUUCUUUUUCCACUAUUCGGGAUAAGCGGUCAAAUUCAUCAUGGUUGGAGGAGUUCUCCAUGGAGCGAAGCAGUGAAAACACCUACAAGUCAAGGCGCCGGAGUUACCACUCCUCCCUGAGGCUGUCAGCCCAUCGCCUGAACUCUGACUCAGGCCACAAGUCUGACACCCACCGCUCAGGGGGCAGAGAGCGGGGGCGAUCAAAAGAACGAAAGCAUCUUCUCUCGCCUGAUGUCUCCCGCUGCAACUCAGAGGAGCGAGGGACCCAGGCCGACUGGGAGUCCCCAGAGCGUCGUCAGUCCAGGUCCCCCAGCGAGGGCAGGUCACAGACCCCCAACAGACAGGGCACGGGUUCCCUGAGUGAGAGCUCCAUCCCCUCCAUCUCUGACACCAGCACCCCAAGACGAAGUCGUCGGCAGCUCCCACCAGUCCCUCCAAAGCCUCGGCCCCUCCUGUCCUACAGCUCCCUGAUGCGGCACUCCGGGAGCAUCUCCCCACCCGCCGAUGGAAGCGAGGGUGGCUCCCCGCUGACCCCCAAAGCCCUGGAGAGCAAGGACGCCUGCCUGACCGCGCCUUCCAGCUCCCCGCACGCCAAGCAGAGCCAGCACUCCUCCCCGCAGCACCACAUCUCCGAGCCCUACCUGGCCCUGCACGAAGACUCCCACGCCUCGGACUGUGGCGAGGAGGAGACGCUGACCUUCGAGGCUGCUGUGGCCACGAGCCUGGGCCGCUCCAACACCAUCGGCUCCGCCCCGCCCCUGCGGCACAGCUGGCAGAUGCCCAACGGGCACUACCGGCGGCGGCGGCGCGGGGGGCCUGGGCCCGGCGUGAUGUGCGGAGCCGUCAGCGACCUGCUCAGUGACACGGAGGAAGACGACAGAUGCUAGAGGCUGCUGCCCCCUCCGAUGCAUGCUCUUCUCUCACACGGAGAAAACCAAGACUGAGUUGGGAAGCCAGUGCGGCCCGGGGGGGGGAGGAAGAGGGAGGAGAAAGAUGGAAGGACACCACGCAUUAUCGGAGAAGAAGACAAAAGGAAAAUCUGUCAAACCCACCAAAUGGCUUCAUUUCCCUUUGCAAGAUGGGCACUGCCAUAGUUCUGCCUCUUUGCUGGGGAAAGGAAAUGCAGGGGCACGGAGGGCUCUUCCCAUGGGAGAAGGGACAUGAGGAUGGCUUCACUUCCCCCUGCCCCUUCCCAGUUUUCUAAAAGCGGCGGAGGGAUCUAGGUGUCCUGGGUCUAUGCCCAUUGCCCUGAGAAGCCUGGAGGACGUGGUGGCUUAUCUCUGGGGAGUAGUGGGGAGUAGACGGCUCCCCUCCCUCACCGAUGCCUGCUCCUCGGCCAGCAGCAAGGGUAGAGGCAGGAAGAGAGGAAAAAGCUGAAGUGGAAGGGGUCAGGGUGCUGUGACAGCAGCAGCGAGGGCUGGUCUGCUUGAGAAAAGCCAUAGCCCAGCACCCUAUACUGUGGACGGAGAAAUGGAGAAUGGGCGAUGCUGGUGGGUUCAGACGUGCAGUUUUGAGACUUGUUGCACACACAGGAGGUGCUGUGAGCAUUGGUUAGGAGAGGCUCAGGAGGGCUCUCGGGCCACUGAGGUGCCCAAGGCUCUGGCAAGGGUGAUAUUAAAAAUUUUAACAACCCGUAUGGCAGGGCAGGUUGUGGCCAGAGGGCUGGAGCCACGCUUUAACUGAUUAGGUGCUGGCCAUGGGGGACUCCUGGGGGUGGGGGUAAGGUAGCAGGGAGCCCAUAAGGGACUCAAGACAGAGUCUAUUUGCCGGCCUGUCUAGCAGUAAUUCAAUAUAUGUACCAGUGUUAUGGCCAUCCCUGUGCAUUCCGGCUCAAUGUCAGCCCAGACUCUGGUUGGAGGCGGUGUGCCUCUCCACCAAGCAGCAGGCCAGUGCUGUGCCAAGCCCAGGGAGACAGCGAGAGGCCCACCCUUCCCUCCCACUCCCCUGAGAAGGCAGAACACACAUAUUCAAGAUGGGCCACACAUCACCCAAUAAGGACUUCUAUAAAGACAGGUAUGGCAGAUGGAUUGAUACGAGAGGCUUCAAUGAGACAAUCAGUCUCAGUUUACUGAGGACCUCCCAUGAGAAGGGACGCUGCAGCCUGGCAGCUUCUGCAGCUGGCUUGUAGUUGAGGGUCAGUUUGUCAGGUUGUCUCUAAGGUGAUCAGUAAAUAUACCUCUACUUAGACCUGGGCUUCUGGUUCCAGCAAAACAGACUGUGAUGGGGUCUCGUCACACAUGUGACAAGACAGGGGCCCCAGAGGCCCUGAACAUUUCCCUGGGGCAGGACUGGAGUUUACCCCUCUCCAGAGCAUGAGCUGGGUAGAAGACAGCCUCAGGCCAUUUAUGUCAUUCCCAACACCCAAAACUCAGAAACUCCAAAUUCCGUAGCUAAGCAAUGCCCCUUUUUAGAAUAUCCAUCCAUUUGGUUGAACAAAUUGCUGUCUUUGUCUGGGACAGUUCUGAGACAUGCACCGUCCCAUGAAAUCCCUCCCCAGUCCCCCAGCACCCUCACAGUUGGUGGAAGGAUCCCCCAGAUGGGUGCCAGCUAGGGACCUUCCCCCCCAGCCAGGAGCAGAUGGAGCCUCAUGGGAUCCCCUGGGGAGACUGAGCAGCCCUGAGCUGAGACCUCAGUGGCUAAGUACUCGUGCACCUCCUCUAGCUUGGACAGACCCACCUCUCGGGUAGGAGCAGUUCACAGUUAUUUUUCUUAGAAAGAGCCUCUUUUCUCCUUUUUUUUUUUUUUCUGUUGUUGCUAAAAUAGAAAUAAGGCAUAGUGACAUCAGCUCUGAACACCAAAUAUGACUUUGCAGCCACAGAAACAUUUGUCUUGGCCUCUCCUUGUUUUCUAGAUAUUGAUGGCACUUCAUGGCCCAUGGUCAGCCCCCAAACCAAGGUAGUCCCAGGACCAGAGGCCAGUGAGGCAGAGACCAAGUUCUCCCCCUCUCAGACCCUCUUCUCUUUUCAUUUUCCUCUCCCACUUAGCACGUGUUUGCUCAGGGGUAGCUGGGGCUGUGAAUGUGACUAUACAGCAUCCAGAUGCUAACAGGCAUGAUUGUUACAUAAGACUCUGACGCUGAAAGUUGUAUUGUUUUUAAGGUCUCUUCUGCGCAGUGUCAUUUCAUACCAAAGUGCUGCUAUGGGCUGCUCUGUGUGCACAAAAUUGCUUUCUUCCACCUCGGAAAUGCAGCUUUCCCAAGGGAAAAGCCUACAGCAGGACAACCAUUCUGAGCCAGCAAGUCUAUUGCAUGGUGUUUUGAGACAGAGAAUUGAAAUCAUACCUUAUGCCAUUUCAACAGUAGGAGAAAUUUAGGCUGGCAGAGCAAUUACCAGAAAUGGAAUUUGGCUGCAAAUGACAUCAUGAACACUAAAUUUAUUGUGCCAAGAAAUCUUCCUGGAUGCCUGAACUCCUUGAACUCUCUCUCUCUCUCUUUCUCUCUCUCUCUCUCUCUCUCUCUCUCUCUCUCUCUCUCUCUCUCUCUCUCUCUCUCACACACACACACACACACACGCAUGCACGCACACAUGGGCACAGAAGCAUUUAAAUCCUGAAUAAAGUGUUGAAAAGCAAUGCAGAUGUGGUCCCCUGGCAGACUGGCUGAUUUUUCUAGUACUGAAGAACUUAAUGGACUCAUUUCUUUUAUUCCUCUUCUCCUGAUCAAGGAGUCUGGUUUCUUUUCCCUUCACCUGCAGUUACCCUUUUAUUAAGACCAGAAAAUAAGAGAAUUCUCUGUUAGAUCACAGAAUCCAUUAUGACACUCUUCUUCGGUUCCCUUUGCUUCUGAAUAAAUGUGAGCUCCAGUGUUCCCUGAAGUAGUCAACCAGGACAAU
Molecule: messenger RNA, 10093 nt
Organism: Choloepus didactylus (southern two-toed sloth)
Lineage: Eukaryota; Metazoa; Chordata; Mammalia; Pilosa; Megalonychidae
Gene: CACNA1E
Product: calcium voltage-gated channel subunit alpha1 E
Exons: 48
Coding region: 212-7150 (2312 amino acids)
Biological process (GO): chemical synaptic transmission; calcium ion import across plasma membrane
Cellular component (GO): voltage-gated calcium channel complex; membrane; neuronal cell body
Molecular function (GO): high voltage-gated calcium channel activity; calcium ion binding
Source: RefSeq, a predicted model, not a curated record